Molecule: messenger RNA, 298 nt
Organism: Staurois parvus
Lineage: Eukaryota; Metazoa; Chordata; Amphibia; Anura; Ranidae
Source: the annotation of a GenBank genome assembly
AAGAGGAUGAGGAUGAAGAAGAGGAUGAGGAUGAAGAAGAAGAGGAUGAUGAAGAAGAGGAAGAGGAUGAGGAUGAAGAAGAAGAAGAGAGAGGAUGAGGAUGAAGAAGAAGAAGAAGAAGAAGAAGAGGAUGAGGAUGAGGAUGAAGAAGAAGAAGAAGAAGUAGGAUGAAAAUAAGAAGAAUUCCAGUACAGCAAAAAGUGUAUCUGCAGAGAGCUCCGCUAUUUCUGACAGUUCUCUGACAGUUCCUUCACAUUUACAGCGGUUGAAAGAUUGUAUCUAUUUGUUUCUGAAUAAA